Molecule: messenger RNA, 2403 nt
Organism: Megalopta genalis
Lineage: Eukaryota; Metazoa; Arthropoda; Insecta; Hymenoptera; Halictidae
Product: lipid storage droplets surface-binding protein 2
Biological process (GO): positive regulation of triglyceride storage; lipid storage
Cellular component (GO): cytosol; lipid droplet
Source: RefSeq, a predicted model, not a curated record
GUACUCGUGUUUCAUUUGCGGCGAACUCUAAGCAAUGAAGUGACUUAACUGGCUGGUUAAAAACCAAUACAUUCCCACAUAGUCUUGCUAAACGACUUGAGUCAGCCGAUAACGCAGUUAGCCUAAACGGACUUUGGAUCCCUUGGCACAUGUUCGAGCGCACGGGAAUACCGUGCUGUCGGUGAAUCCCGAUUGCUGAUUGGCCAAUGGGAAGCGUAGCGCUCUAUCGUGAGGUUAUAAGUAUGGGGACAUUACUCAGCGAGCAGCAUUUGUGCUCGUGUUUCAUUUGUGGCGAACCAUAAGCGAUUAAGUGUCUGAACCGGCUGGAUAAAAACAAAAACAGAAAAUACCGUCAUUAUUUUCGAUAGUGUGGUGCACUAUAAUCUUGAAUAAGGAGAUAUAAUAAUCGUUUUUGGUAUUUUGAAAAAUGACAGCCGAGGUCGCGAAGAUGCCCCAUAUGGAGAUUUUCUACCGUCUUUUGGAACUUCCAGUAGUGGAGAGCGCACUCUCUAAAUCUGCCGAACAAUAUACCCGCGUGAGAGACAGCAACCCGGUAGUUCAUUGGAUUCUGACCACCGCAGAAUCGUCUUUGAGCACCGCGACGAACAUGGCGGUGGUUCCCAUAGCGGCGCCCAUAGCGAGGAAACUCGAGACCCCCAUACAGUUUGUUGACCACACGCUAUGCUUUGGUCUUGACAAAAUCGAAGAAAAGGUGCCGAUGGUUAAAGAGAAACCUGAGCAGAUACUGGAGAACGCAUAUAUGUUGGCACUGCAGAAUGUUGUUCAGCCAGCCGUUUGGAGUAUUUCGCACGUGAAUGAUUUGAUAACCAUGCAAGCCUCCAAUUUGAAGGACGUCAGCUGGAACAAGGCGAAUCAGAUCCUAGGAACACAUUAUGGCAGCGCGGCUGUUAAGGGCUUGGAUAACACAGCUGUCGUUGUCGAUAAACUGAUCGAUAGAUAUUUUCCGGCUACUGGGGAUGAAGAGUCGAUUGUAAUUAAAUCAGCGGAGGAGGACAAAUUGCUGCACACGUUGCAGACGGUGGGUCGUUUGUCGAACAAGGCGGCGAGACGCGUGUACGCUAACAUAGUGUGCCACAUGAGCACCGUCCGAACUGACAACAUAAAGGCUUACAUCGGUUCUGUGCUGCAGUUUCUACAGCUCACGCGGUAUUUGCACUCGAUAAACGACAAAGAGCGCGAUUCCGCCAACGCCGCUAAAUCAGAAAAGAAGCAAAAUUAAUUUCCCCGGUAUUGUCAUUCUCGGGAGAAGACAGCUGUCCUCGGGGAGAAAAUGGUCUCUCGACUAUUAUUAGUUCCGAAUUUACUGUUCACGCACAUUCUGUUACUCACGAUAUUGUUUUGUACUAAUUGCUUCGGGAUUACCUAUAGCGCGACGAUCAUUUUUUCAAGGUUACGUUGCGUCGGCGUGGAAUUGCAAUUUUCUACUGCAACGUUGCGUACAAACGUUGUUAACAUUUAAAUGUCGAGGAAUCGGGGUCCGAAGACGAGAUUGGAUGAUUCUGAAAUAAAUUUCGUUCAGAUGUAAUGAGCCCAGAUACAGUUAACCUUUUGCAGUCGAAGCUAUUUUAAUUUGAAAUUCGAAACAUAUUUUUUGAUUUAUUGAUAUGAAAUUGAGCCUGUUGGCAAGUAGAAUACUUGCAAUUUCAACAGUUUUUCAAAAUAUAAACGAAUCUGAUACUGUUACAAUUAUUUAGAAAAAUAGUCAGGGUCAUCACUCGAGUGCAAAGGGUUAAGUGGGUGAAAGUGGACAAUUUGGAAAGAGCAGACACGAUUAUUCGCCACUUUUGCGCCCAGUUCUUUAUAGUUGUUGACAAUUUGCAACUAUGAAAACGAUUCGCGAGGCUCGAAUAAUCGUAUCUCCCCUUCUCGAAUUGUCCACUUUUGUUUACAAGCUCUGGGACAAUUGGGGAGAAUUUACUGCGAUUCGUAAUGGUACCAGAGAACCUCCUAGGGAAUUUACUCUAGAGAAAAACAGCGGGCUGUUGGAAUGCUUGGCUGCCAUGUUAAUGAAAUAGAAGCAGCAAAAUAAUUGCACGGUGACAUUAGAAUGUUCUAGGGACUUUUUUCUUCGCAGAAAGAGCUUCGUCUAGUUUUUACACGAUUUGCAAUGUAACAUUUCUUGCGAGACGCAGUAUGUAUCCCUACAUUCGUUGCAAAGGUGAGUAACGACUGCAAUUUUGCAACGAAACAGCUAUGAAGAGCACAGUAAUUUGUCGGAUUUAAUAAUUGAAAUUUGAUAAUGGCAUACUUUUCGCGCGGAAAAUUGAAGGAUGUGGACAGAGAGGGAGACUCGUUCGAGAGAAAUAAUAAUUUCUUAAUAAACAUUCGCUUUCCUUUCAUUUUUUACACGCUAGGUGGCAAUAACAUACUUUCAUAAACAUU